Messenger RNA from Varanus komodoensis (Komodo dragon), 860 nucleotides. It is a transcript of the gene IFITM10, whose product is annotated as interferon induced transmembrane protein 10. The coding region runs from base 1 to 645 and encodes 214 amino acids. Lineage: Eukaryota; Metazoa; Chordata; Lepidosauria; Squamata; Varanidae. Gene Ontology annotation, cellular component: plasma membrane. The transcript has 3 exons. The record is from RefSeq and is a predicted model, not a curated record.
AUGUGCGCGCCCGCGUGCUUUGGUCUUUCCACGGAGACCCGGACCCGUCCUGCAAGACCUGCACCCCGCAAAGCCGCCUCCCCCCGGUUGUGUAAACUGGGGGCUGCCACCACGGAGAGACCACAGGAACCCCCCUUGGGCCCUCCAUGUCCCUUUGACGGGGCCUUUUGGACUCGAAGACCCCCACAGGCACCCCAGCAGGGGUGUUUUGCUUGCAUCUCCAAGACACCCCCUGUGCAGCAAGGAUCGCCCAUCCUGUCUCCCUCCUCUGCUGUUUGCCUCAUGGAGAACAAGAGCUGCAAAGGGGAUAGCCUGCGGCCACCGGUCCAAUGCAAACACUCUGUGGAGAAGAAGACGAUGACUAAUCCCACCACAGUGAUUGAAAUCUGCCCAGACACCACCGAAGUGAAUGAUUACUAUCUCUGGUCCAUCUUCAACUUUGUAUACCUCAAUUUCUGCUGUCUGGGUUUCAUUGCCUUGGCGUAUUCUCUGAAAGUUCGGGAUAAAAAACUCCUCAAUGACCUGAAUGGUGCUGUUGAAGACGCCAAGACAGCCCGUCUUUUUAACAUUACCAGCUCAGCACUGGCCACCUUCUGCAUCAUCCUUGUCUUCAUCUUCCUACGAUACCCGCUCACUGACUACUAGGACAGGGCCACAGUUACUGCCUGAAUUCCUCCAUGCCAGAAGCCACCAUUGGAUUUCUAAUAGAAGGGACACAAACGAAACCAAGCAAAACCCCCAUACCACUCCCUCCUAAUGGCAAAAGUCACCCCAAACCAAUAAAAGAAGCAACCAGGACUCCCCCCCCCCCACACACAUACACACACUUCCCCCUAGGCUGACUGGAGUGUGAACUUCUG